Molecule: messenger RNA, 2627 nt
Organism: Protopterus annectens (West African lungfish)
Lineage: Eukaryota; Metazoa; Chordata; Ceratodontiformes; Protopteridae
Product: solute carrier family 22 member 13-like
Exons: 10
Coding region: 453-2189 (578 amino acids)
Biological process (GO): transmembrane transport
Cellular component (GO): membrane
Molecular function (GO): transmembrane transporter activity
Source: RefSeq, a predicted model, not a curated record
AUGUUUUUUAAGGUGUGCUCACUCCUCGAACUUUGAGCUGGCACCAAAGACAACGUUCCCAGUAACUACCACACACAAGCAAGACAGAACUAUGGAAUGCACAAAGAAGCAUAAAUGAUGGGUGACACUGCCUUUUGGAUACUGAAAUAUUCUUUAUAGUCCACAAAGCUUUAGCAGACAUUUCUCAUGGACUGAACUUCUGGGGCAAGUGUUGAGAUAAGAAUUUCAACAAGGAUCUACCAAAAAAUUGCAAAUGCUUUUUAAUAUUCCAUAUCAAGCUAUAAUUUCCUUUGUUCUACUUAUCAUACAGUGCUGCUUUCAGAAACCUGUAAGUUGUAUGAAUAAGCACAGUACAGAUUAAGUGGGUAAUCAAUCAGUCUUCAAUAAUUAUUUCUUCCUCUAGGACUGCUUUUGUGUUUUUUUAAGCUUAUUUGGAACAUCUGAAACUAAAGAUGCACUUUGACGACAUUCUUGUUGAAAUAGGGGAGUUCGGGAAGUAUCAGAUAAUAUUGUUAAUAUGGAUCUCAAUACCAGAGUUCUUUCUUGCAUUUCACAUGUUAGCCACCGUUUUCACUGGAGCCACGCCAUUUUUCCAGUGCCACCACAUUUGGGAAAACAAUGACCUGGGGCUAUCUAACUUCACCACUGAUGUGCUGCGGAACCUCAGCUCGGAGCUGGAUGCUUGCUCUACAUUUGACAUCAGUAACUUACGACAUGCAGGGCAUAAUGCUGCAGAUUUUGAAACCAUAAAGAGAAACCUGACAACAGUUGCCUGUGCAAAGUGGAACUAUGCCACCGAUAUAUUUGAAAAUACAGUAGUCACUGAGUGGGAUCUUGUAUGUGACAACGCUAGCCUGAACAAUGCUGGCUCCUCCAUCUACAUGCUGGGAGUCCUUUCAGGAGCACUUGUGUUUGGAGCUUUGGCAGAUAGGUAUGGACGACGUGCCAUAAUCCUUUUCUGCAUGCCGAUGCAGGCAGUAAUUGGGCUGAUAAUAGCUUUUGCCCCCAACUUUUAUGUUUAUGUCAUCAUGCGCUAUCUCUUGGGGGCUGUAACUCAGGGAGCUAUGAUGAAUGUUUUUGCACUAGCAACUGAAUGGACUGGCCCCAAGCGACGUGUGGUUGUUGGCAUUGUCACAGCCUACAUGUUUGCCUUUGGAUGCAUGCUUCUUGCCGGCAUUGCCUACUUCAUUCGAGAUUGGCGUAAUCUACAGCUUGCCAUCUCAGUGCCAGGAAUUCUGUUUAUUACCUAUUUUUGGCUGCUUCCAAAAUCUGCCCGUUGGCUUCUAGCUAAGAAUCGCACCACAGAAGCUUUAGAUCUGUUGAAGAAAGCUGCAAGCAUGAAUGGAACGAGCCUCCCAGACAGUGUGCUUCAGUAUGCGGCAAAAACUCAAAUUGAAGUGUGUAAGAAGAAACCAGAGAAAACUUACAGCAUGCUCGAUCUUGUUCGAACUCCAGAGAUGAGAAAAAGAUCCUUUGUUCUCUUCUACAUCUGGUUUGUGAAUGUGCUUGUGUACUAUGGUCUGUCUUUGGGAGUUUCUGAUUUUGGAGUGGACAUCUACUUAACUCAACUCAUUUUUGGCUUUGUGGAGAUCCCAGCUCAUAUUAUUGUUACUUUCUGCCUCCCGUAUUCCAGAAGAAUCACUCAGAUUGCCCUCCUUGCUCUAGGUGGUGUAACAUGUUUGCUUAUACUUGCUGUACCUGAAGAUCAUCCGAAUGUGAUAACUGGCCUUGCAAUUGGAGGAAAGUUCAGUAUUACUGCCACCUUUGAUAUCGUGUACCUCUACACAGUCGAAAUCUUCCCAACGGUUAUCAGGCAGAGAGGGAUGGGUACUUCCUCCAUGUUUGCUCGGGUAGGAGGUGUCCUGGCUCCUUUGAUAAACAUUGUCCGACUCUACAGCAGUGCUGCUCCAAUGAUUAUCUUUGGCUGCACACCUCUGCUUGGCUCUGCACUGGGAUUUCUGCUUCCUGAAACAGCUGGUCGAGCUCUUCCAGAAACUAUUGAAGAUGUAGAGAACUGGACAAAAAGGCAAGUUAAAGACCCUGAACAGGAUGAAGAUAAGUUCAUACCUCAGUGGGAUGAUACAAAACAAAAUAUGGAUGCCUCUCUGCCCUUGGCAGAAAAGACAGGACCACUGUUUGAUUCACCCCCAGUGAUAAGGGCAGAUAUCGCAAAGCAGACUGCACUUUAGUUUUCUCCACCCACCUAGAAUGUCUGCUGCAAAUUCAGUUAGCAUUGUUUCCCACAGGCCAUCUUUUAUAACGAAUGACAUUAUUAUAAAGCAUUACACAGGAGAUUAGCAAAGCAUACAAAUUGUGCAACAAUUCACAGAAAAUUGAUCAUCAGGUCCUCCAUGUUAAUGGGUGGAUUUAAAUGAUCAUGGCCUCAUAGUAUGUCAGCCUACUGAAAGAGUUUUGUACACAGUCCAGAAAUUACAUGUCCAUUAUGGUGACUCAGAAACCUUUGGAUACACAACUAGCUGUGUUUAGGAUCCUGUUAAAAUCAGGCUGGUAUUGUACAGGUAGAUAAUCAUCUGAACAAAACUGAUAAAUAAUUUAUGUAAUUCAUCAACUGUUAAAUUCCUGAAUAUUUUAAUAAAGUACCCCACAGGGGAAAAUUCUAUGAGUAA